AUGGAGGAGAAACAACCUUUAAUAAAAAUAUCAUCUGAUUUGUCUGAUGAGAAUUUCAAUACGAAAGAUAAUAAUUUAACUGAUUGGAAAAGACUUUUCAGUCGACAAAAAAUUCAUCAUAAAUAUGAAAAUUUCAAUGAACAAACUGAAGAAUUAUCAAAAACUACGACAAAGAAUAUUUUUCAUUUGUUAAAAUAUUCGGAUCGUUUAACACUUUUUUGUUUAUUAAUUGGUUUAAUUUUAAUAAUUAUUCAUGCAUUUUGUGUUCUUGCAAAUUUAAUUUUAUUUGGUCAAAUUACAGGAAUCUUUGCCAAUCAAUUAUUUUCUACUGAAUGUUAUAAUCAACAUGAAAAUCUUCAAACUUCAUUUAUACGGGAAAAAGAUUGUCCAAAAGGAAUUGAACUUCAUUCAAAUCAUUUUAAUUAG
Messenger RNA from Adineta ricciae, 426 nucleotides. The record is from the annotation of a GenBank genome assembly. Lineage: Eukaryota; Metazoa; Rotifera; Eurotatoria; Adinetida; Adinetidae.